Dipodomys ordii (Ord's kangaroo rat) is the source of this 984-nucleotide messenger RNA. Its product is annotated as olfactory receptor 2T29-like. The record is from RefSeq and is a predicted model, not a curated record. The transcript has 3 exons. Bases 1 to 984 code for a protein of 327 amino acids. Gene Ontology annotation, cellular component: membrane. NCBI's taxonomy places the organism in Eukaryota, Metazoa, Chordata, Mammalia, Rodentia, Heteromyidae. Gene Ontology annotation, biological process: G protein-coupled receptor signaling pathway. Gene Ontology annotation, molecular function: olfactory receptor activity; G protein-coupled receptor activity.
AUGAGGAGAGACGCCGGCGCGGGCACCCCGGCCUGGCAUUCCACGUGUGUCCGCCGAACCCUCGUCCCAACGAUCGUCUAUACAGUGGUCCAGGUGCUUCAAGGCACCGAGCACCCAGGACUAAAGGCAGCCAGGAGCAGGCAGGGGCACGCGUCUGUUCCCUCCCUCAGCCCCAGCCCUGGCCCGGGAUCCCUGCCCUUCCACCCCACCCUGCGCUCCACACGGGAGAGGCGCAGAGCCGUGGGAAAGAGGAGCCGGGGCUUCAGAGGCCCUAGUCUGAAAAGGCACCUUUCUGUUUUUAACACAAUCUCAGUCUCCGGAUGUGGGGUACAGAUGUUCCUGUAUUUGACACUUGGAGGUGCAGAGUUUUUCCUCCUGGCCACCAUGUCCUAUGACCGCUAUGCGGCCAUCUGCCAUCCGCUCCGGUACCCCGUCCUCCUGAGCUGCAAGGCCUGUCUGGUCCUGGCACUGGGCUGCUGGGUCCUGGGCUCUGUGGACGGCUUCAUGCUCACCCCAGUCACCAUGACCUUCCCAUUCUGCAAGUCCAGAGAGAUCCACCACUUCUUCUGCGAGGUGCCCGCGGUCCUGAAGCUCUCCUGCUCAGACACCUCGCUCUACAAGACGCUCAUGUACCUGUGCUGCGUCCUCAUGCUGCUCAUCCCUGUCACAGUCAUCUCCACCUCCUAUGCGCUGGUCCUCCUCACCGUGCACAGGAUGAAGUCAGCAGAGGGCAGGAAGAAGGCCCUGGCCACCUGCUCUUCCCACAUGACCGUGGUCCUUCUCUUCUACGGCGCUGCCAUCUACACCUACAUGCUCCCCAGCUCCUACCACACCCCUGAGAAGGACAUGGUGGUGUCUGUCUUUUACACCAUACUCACACCGGUGUUAAACCCUCUGAUCUACAGUCUUCGGAACAGCAGUGUCACCAGGGCUCUGAAGAAAACAUUCACAGUGAGACCUUCCUUUCAGGAAACAAUGAAGUAG